AUGCCACAACUUGAUACAUCCACAUGAUCAACCGUAAUCAUAACAUCCUUAGUAACCCUUUUUAUUAUUCUACAACUAAAACUAUCAUCAUUUAACCUAACCCCCACACCCUCACCAAAACAAACAAAAUUUAACAAAACACACAACCCAUGAGACAAAAAAUGAACGAAAAUCUAUUUGCCUCUUUCGCUACCCCUACACUAA
Molecule: messenger RNA, 204 nt
Organism: Nannospalax galili (Upper Galilee mountains blind mole rat)
Lineage: Eukaryota; Metazoa; Chordata; Mammalia; Rodentia; Spalacidae
Source: the annotation of a RefSeq genome assembly